UUGCAAGCAACGCAACGAAACUUAAACCAACAUGAAAGUGAUCGUAGUCGCCCUCGCCCUCGUAGCCCUCGCGGCCGCCGGCCCCGUGCCCGACGCCGUCCCUGAGCCCAUCAAGAUCCUGCGCUCCGAGUUCGACGUCCAUCCCGAGGGUGGAUACAACUACGCUUUCGACACCGAAAACGGAAUCCACCGCGAUGAAAACGGAGAGAUCAAGGAAGCUCUGGAUGAAGAGAACAAGCCCCACAACGUGGUGGUCGUCCGCGGCAGCUACUCCUACACUAAUGAACUUGGAGAACCCGAGACUAUCACCUACUGGGCCGACGAGACCGGCUUCCACGCCGAGGGCAGCUCCAUCCCCAAGGUUCCCGAAACCGUCGCCCGGCGAUAGAUUCCUCACGAGGCUAUUUUGUGCGA
Molecule: messenger RNA, 414 nt
Organism: Aricia agestis (brown argus)
Lineage: Eukaryota; Metazoa; Arthropoda; Insecta; Lepidoptera; Lycaenidae
Product: larval cuticle protein 1-like
Exons: 6
Coding region: 32-388 (118 amino acids)
Cellular component (GO): chitin-based extracellular matrix
Molecular function (GO): structural constituent of chitin-based larval cuticle
Source: RefSeq, a predicted model, not a curated record